UCUUGGUAUAAAAGGUGAAAGGAGCGUGCCGUUCCUCCCUUUCUCACUGCCGGUGUUACUGCCUUCUUGGUUUUCUGACUAGUAUAAGCCACCCGCCGAGCCAAGUCCAGGUGUAAGAGAAACAACAGCGACGGAAAAAAAAACAUGUCCGAGAAAGAAGAAUCCGACUUGCGAGCGUCCAGAGGCGGUGCUGAUGAACUGGAGAGUGUGGAAAAGGGCGAAUUGUCGUCGCCCGAGGAGCAGGAUGUCGUCGAUAAGAAGUUGGAGAGGAGAGUCCUUUGGAAACUAGAUACCAGAAUCCUCCCCAUUCUCGCCGUGUUAUUCCUGUGCUCCUUCUUCGACCGGACCAAUGUCGGCAACGCGCGGCUGUACGGUCUCGAGGACGAGAUCGGCAUCUCGGACCACCAGUACGACGUCGGGCUCGCCGUCUUCUACGCGACGUACAUCUUCGGCGAGAUACCCAGCAACCUCAUCCUGAAGAAGGUCACGCCGAGCAUCUGGCUGCCGUGUCUGGCUUUCUUCUGGGGCAUUAUCGCUAUGAGCACGGGGUUCAUUAAGACGUUUGCGCAUUUUGUGGCUGUGAGGGCACUUCUGGGUCUGUGUGAGGGAGGAUUGUUACCCGGCAUGAUUCUGUAUUUGUCAAGUACUUACAGGAGAAGCGAACUUGCCAUUCGAAUUGGUAUAUUCUAUACCUCUGCGUCUCUAUCGGGCGCAUUCUCAGGACUGCUCGCGCGAGCUAUCUCCGAGUUAGGCGGUAAAGGCGGUCUAAGCUCCUGGAGAUGGAUUUUCAUCAUUUUCGGCCUCUUCACUACCACGGUGGGCUUCACGACGUUCUGGCUACUGCCCAAUAACGUUGCGUCGGCGCGGUUCUUCACGCCUGAGGAGAGAGAAUAUGCUGUCCAGCGCUUACGUGCGCAGACUACUAAUAGUGGUGGGCGAGAACAAGAGGAAACGGAGAGGUUCGCGUGGUCCGAAGUUGCCCGCGGCGUCUUCAACUGGCAGACGUGGCUCUCUGCGUCAGCGUACUUUGGAAUUCUCAGCGGACUGUAUAGUUUCGGCCUCUUCCUACCUACCAUUAUUAAAGACCUGGGUUACACGGCCAACGAAGCUCAGCUUUGGUCCGUUAUUCCUUAUGCCGUUGCCGUGGUUGCUACAUUGUGCACCGCAUACCUAUCCGAUCAUUUCCACGUCCGCGGCAUCAUAAUGCUGUGCUCGCUGCCCAUUGCCAUCAUCGGAUACGCAGUCAUAGCCAACACGCCUUAUGCCAAUGUGAAAUACGGCAUGACAUUUCUCAUGGCCACGGGCUUGUACAGUAGCGUUCCGCCAGUUUUGGGCUGGCUUUCGAAUAACUCAGCAGGUCACUACAAGCGAGCUACGACGAGCGCCCUCCAACUCGCCAUCGCCAACGCCGGCGGAUUCGUCGCCGUGUUUAUAUACCCCAAGAAACAGGGCCCGCAGUAUCACAAGGGUCACACCAUCGUUCUCAGUCUUCUAACGGCUGGCUGGUUCCUUGUUCUCGCCAACGUCCUUUACUGCUGGAAAGUCAACCGUGACAAGGCUAGGGGUAAAUACGAUAAGUAUGCGGGGUACAGAGAUGACCGGGAUCCCACGUUCAAGAUGGUGUUGUAAACGGGAAAGAAAAGAAGGGAGGAAAGUCGGGGUUUUUAAUAUUCUAUCUAUAAUGGACAUGAAGGUCUGUCUGCCCGAGGCUUUUCUUCAGAUUCAGACACCUUGCAUAUAUGGACAAAAGUAUAUGUAGAAAG
This is a messenger RNA of Xylaria bambusicola, 1763 nucleotides long. RefSeq names its product major facilitator superfamily domain-containing protein. Bases 145 to 1629 code for a protein of 494 amino acids. Gene Ontology annotation, cellular component: membrane. The transcript has 11 exons. Lineage: Eukaryota; Fungi; Ascomycota; Sordariomycetes; Xylariales; Xylariaceae. Gene Ontology annotation, biological process: transmembrane transport. Gene Ontology annotation, molecular function: transmembrane transporter activity. The record is from RefSeq and is a predicted model, not a curated record.